Molecule: messenger RNA, 1770 nt
Organism: Pristis pectinata (smalltooth sawfish)
Lineage: Eukaryota; Metazoa; Chordata; Chondrichthyes; Rhinopristiformes; Pristidae
Gene: arglu1b
Product: arginine and glutamate rich 1b
Exons: 4
Coding region: 261-1043 (260 amino acids)
Cellular component (GO): nucleoplasm; mitochondrion
Molecular function (GO): cadherin binding
Source: RefSeq, a predicted model, not a curated record
UUGUGGGGGCAGGAGCCGGUGGUCCUCCAUAUUUACAGGUGCCGCCAUUUUGUGUGUGUUUCUGCGGCGUCUCCAGGUCUUCGGGGGGAAGAGAGGGAGAGAGAGAGACGGAGACCGAGGGCGCGAAGCCGUCAAGAAGGAGUUCCGGGAGAGGGUGAGCGGUCGUCGGUGGACGAGGCGAAACCGUCCUCAGUACACGCGGUCGCUUCCCUUCUCCACAGCGUAGCCCGGGGUCAGCUCGGGCCGCGGCGGCGGCGGCGAUGGGGAGGUCUCGGAGCCGCAGCUCGUCGCGCUCCAAGCACGCCAAGAGCAGCAAGCACGGCAAGCGGCGGACGCGCUCGCACUCGCGGGACAAGGAGCGGCCGCGCAAACGCUCCAAGUCCCGGGAGAAGAAGAGCCGGCGGCACGCGGCCACCCGCGAGUCGCGCUCCCGCUCCCGCUGCCGCACCACCCCCGAGCGCAUCGACAUCUUCGGCCGCAACCUCAGCAAGCGCAGCAGCCUGGACGAGAAGCAGAAGCGUGAGGAGGAGGAGAAAAAGGCCGAGUUGGAGAGGCAGCGUAAGAUCCGACAACAGGAAAUAGAAGAAAAGUUGAUUGAAGAAGAAACAGCAAGAAGAGUAGAGGAACUUGUGGCUAAACGUGUGGAAGAAGAGUUGGAGAAGCGCAAAGAUGAGAUUGAGCGUGAGGUACUCCGGCGUGUUGAGGAGGCCAAGCGUAUUAUGGAAAAGCAACUGUUGGAGGAGCUUGAGCGACAGCGACAUGCUGAGCUUGCUGCACAGAAAGCUAGAGAGGAGGAAGAACGAGCUAAACGGGAAGAACUAGAGCGAAUAUUGGAGGAAAAUAAUCGAAAAAUAGCAGAAGCUCAGGCUAAAUUGGCUGAGGAGCAAUUGAAAAUUGUUGAAGAGCAAAGAAAAAUCCAUGAAGAAAGGAUGAAGCUUGAGCAAGAAAGACAGCGUCAGCAAAAGGAAGAACAAAAACUGAUCCUGGGCAAGGGGAAGUCCAGGCCAAAGCUGUCCUUCUCACUGAAAAGCUCUGUUGGAUAACUUUGUGCUUGUGUUCUUUUUUUAAACCUUGUAGCUUCAUGUUGAAGUGUUUUUGGGAAAGACAAAGUUCGAAUGAUCAGAUGUGGGCUGUGCUCUACAACAUUUCUUAACAGAAUGAGAAAUGUGAUUUUAAAACUGAAAUUCAAACAUCUUCUAUCAGUACAAUGGAACCCUGUAUAGAGCAUCUCUGAUUUGCAGAUGUAAAAUGUUAUCACGCAGAGAUCAUCCUUAUCAGUUUCCAUAACAAAUUGGCUGCAGCAGAUUGCGACUUUGAAAGAUUUAGGGGAUCUUCACAGAGAUGAUCUAAAAAUGGGUUCCGCUGUAGUUAACUUAGCAAACCCAAUGUGAUGUAAAUGUUAAGUAGUAUUGGGAUGAUGUAGUAAUAUCAACUGUAAAUGAAACAAAUUGGAAAAUAUACCAUUUUAAAAACAUUUUGGAUCUGUAAUCAAAAUUGACUGCCCAACCAACCCUGAAUGAACUUUGGAGUUUCUGUGGUGUUAACAAAUAUAUUGCUGUUGUCAGUGGAAUGGCUCCCGUCAUUCACAGGUAAGGAAAAUAACCACAUUUCUGGGGGUGAGAAGAAUUAUUGUUCUGGAUCUGCAGUACACACACCUUAAUGUUCUGAUUUGUUUUUCAUCAUUUAGCAAGAGUUAGCCUGCUUUUUUUUCCCCAUAUUGUAAAUGUACAAACUUCACAAAUAAAAUAAGGUCUUAAAUGCAUGAAAGAA